AUGAGUAGUCGCUACCUCGUCGAGCGGCAUCGCACAGAUCAAGGCGCCUUACUCCUCAUGCAUCGAGUGGUACAAAAGCACAUUCUGAGCCGACUAGAACAGGAACCUAAAGAGUUUCAACAGAUCUUUGAUCUUGCGGUCAAACUGAUUCUCGCGGUGUUCCCAAAGCAGUCACCAGUGCAAACCCCGCAAAAUGACCUGUGGGAGGAGCGGGAGCUCGUCUCUCCGCACGUCCUAAACUUGUGCAAAAUUUUUGAAAAAAACUUGGCAGCUCUGCCUUCUGCUGGAAUCGAAUUCGCGGAGAUGCUCUCCGAUGCAAGUAGCUAUUUCUGGGAGAGGGGACUCUACACAGAAGCAUUCCAAACAAGUGACUCCGCAGAGGCUAUCUGUAGCCGGCUAGGAAACAAUUUGUCCGCGCAGAAAGCCAAUAUCUACGCAAUUGCAGCUGCGAUUCGAGUUGACCAUGGAAUAUCGCAACGCUCGAAUAGCUGGGACAAGUUGAAUAAAGCUCUGCAGAUGCGGCAGUUCCACUUGCAUGUGGUAAAGCCUGAGUUAAUCACAGAUGAAGACAUCACUUGCUGGGGCAACGCAUGGAAUGACAUAGGCUGUGGUCUUAUUGAUCUCGGAUUUUAUGACGUUGCCUUGGAUUUCCUGUUCCUUGCAUGGGAGCAGAAAAGGGCAUCUAUCCUUUGUCAGCAACAGUAUAACCACUUCCCCGAGUCUCCUAUGAAUGUCUCUUUGGCCUUGGCAGGAACAGGCAGAUACAAGGAGUCUAUCGCAUUGAUGUCAGAGACGACGGAAAAUACCGACAGGAAUUUCACCCGGGACUGUGCUGUUGCGCAGCAGGUUCACAUUUCUCUAGCCUCUAUCCUUGUUUCUGCUGGAAGGUAUAGUGACGCGUUUUCUGAGGUCAGGGAAGUUUACGAAAGAAGUAUAAAACUGUUUGGCCUCUCGAGCAGACGAACUUCCGACGCAGCUUAUCUUCUCGCUACCGUGGAACAAAAGCGAGGAAAUAUGGAGAGGGCCAAGUCCAUUCUUGAAAUCACCCUGUCGCGCCUAAACGGCUGGACUAUUGAAGCGGAGGCGCGUGCGAAGUACAGACUGGGAAUUAUCUUAACCCACUUACGGGAAAAAGAUGCUGCAGCGGCGCUGAUAGAAACAUCACAAGAGUCUCUAAGAACGCUUUGGAGUCAGCACGGUGCGCAAUCGAUAAAUUUGGGUCAAUUAGACGAAGAGACAGCCUUCGAUCUACUUGUCUCAACGACGGCUGGAAGGUCAACGCUGGGAAAGACUCUUAUCCGUGGCGAUCCUGGAUUGGGGCCGCUGGCUAUGUUGUGUGGCAAGCUGCUCAAGCAGUUUCGGGCUGAACCCGACAAGUCGCCUGCUAGACUGAGGGAUCUUCUUAACCUUGAGAGCGAGGAUAGUUGGUUAAGGUGGUCAGAUGGUGUCUUUUAA
Messenger RNA from Cordyceps fumosorosea ARSEF 2679, 1455 nucleotides. RefSeq names its product Tetratricopeptide-like helical. The record is from RefSeq and is a predicted model, not a curated record. Bases 1 to 1455 code for a protein of 484 amino acids. Gene Ontology annotation, molecular function: protein binding. The transcript has 2 exons. NCBI's taxonomy places the organism in Eukaryota, Fungi, Ascomycota, Sordariomycetes, Hypocreales, Cordycipitaceae.